AUGGGACAUCAGAUCCCUGAGAGUGACCGCCUCGUCGGAUUCAUCUACUACGCACGACCAGCCCAGGGCAUCAUGGGCGAUAGAGGAUACCCUGUGCGAGGGCCGGGGACAUCGAAUCAAGCGGAAGCAUCGGCGCCUUGGGUCGGAAAUAUGUUGGGCGAUGGCCAGGAAUCUGUUGCGGCCGACAGCGAGACUUUCCGGAAGGUAGAUGAUGAUGCCGCAGAUUUUGAUAACCUUGCGGAUGAUGGGGAUAGCAUGCAUGACUUGCUGGAGCCGGGUGAUCUGGUAGCACUAUCUUCCUCCGAAGGCGUGCUAAGUCUUGCCGUGUAUGUUCGAUCGGUAUGCAAACAGCAGCAGUUCUAUACAGAUAGAGGAAAGUGGCGAAUUGAUUUUGAAAAAGACCUUGACUACGUUGUGAAGGGGUUUGCGCCUCCAGAACUAGUGGCCCCGUUGCACCCAUAUUUUCCCGAUAGUCUUGCCCAACCGGGCAAAGUAACGCAGUCCACUAUUGAAGGCGGGGUACCAAGACCUGUCGGCGCGACUCUGCUGCAGAUGAUCAAUACAUUUGGGGAGCAGGUGCAAGAAAUCUUUUUGGCAAAUGCGCAUCGACUGGAUAAUAUCCAUGAUUUGGUAGCUGAUGAGACUGACAAAUUAGAGUUUACGCUUGAAGAGCUAGCGUGCAGAGCCUUGAAUGUUGAGAAGGGAGAGUUCGAUAAUGCGAUGCUAUUUGCCGUCCAUCAGGCUGUCCGCCGAAAUCCGUUUGUUAUCGAAAAUGAUCGAAGUUCGCUAUUUACCAAUCACUACCUAGUGCAGCCAAAACGGAUUGCCAAUAUUCUUGAAACGGUCAUCAAAUGGGUACAUGAGCAUCAAGAUCACCUCGUUCGCUCCGUGAUGGGCAAGGAGGCGGUUCCUAUGCAAAAUCAUCCUCUGCAACAAUUUAUCCAGAAGGCACAGCGUCUUAUAAGGUUGAGCAGGAACGUUCGCUCCCCUACAAUGAUGGGCUGCGUUGGCCCGACUGCAAAUCGAUUUCAGCCUGGCCAGGAUGGAAUGGCUUCAGUUUACCGCGAAGUUCCGACGGAGCAGUUUAAUUCCAAUGAUCGCAUGAUCAUUGAAUUUCUCCAGUUGUGGUGUAUCCCUCCUAGUGGUAUGAAAUCUGGGACUCUACGAUCUGCUGGUUCGCAUAUUAUGCGUGCCACUGGAAUGUAUAGUACUCUGGAGUUAACAGCAUCUACCGCUCCAUUACUCUUGCAAGAAAUAGGAGUAUUAUCCCCGUGGGAAAAUUUACGGUUAUUAGACCAAAGCCUAGCUCUCCCUGGACAUGGCGUUUCACCUCGCUCUGAUACUGAAUGGGCGCGUGUUCAACAGGCGUGCGAAACCCUCAAUUCCGAAGGUCUUGCAGACACUAUGCAGAGUAUACGAACCGAUUGGGGUGAUUUGCCAGUGUAUUGUGUGGACAAUGCAGAUGCCCAAGAAAUUGAUGAUGGUGUCUCUCUCGAGCGCGUACCAGGGUCUGAUGAUACAUUCUGGAUCCGUGUUCAUAUUGCUAAUCCAUCAGCAUUCAUCAACCCAAACAAUUUGAUCAUGGAGUACGCUGCUUCGCGUGUCCAGACACUUUAUGCUCCAGAACGCACCUAUCCCAUGUUUCCCGAAUCACUAACCCAGACCCACUUUAGUUUGUCUCCUAACCGUCCAACCCUCACCUUUAGCGCCAAGAUGAACCUUGAUGGCGUGGUCUUAGACACAAAUGUCUCAAAUGGCAUAGUAAGGAAUGUAGUUUACAUUACCCAUGACAAGCUGCGCAGCCUGUUUGAGCCUAGCACUGAACGCCACUUGGAGCCAUUGACAGUCGGGGGAGAGUUUGACAAGAGACAUCUGCGCAAAGGCCUGCAGGAAACUCUAUCUCUCGAGGACAAGAGCUCUUUCCACAUAUUGAGGAAACUCAUGCUUGCAUUUCGAGAACACCGGCGCAAAAAUGGAGCCAUGGAAUGGCCUUCGCCAAUUGACACGCCCAUUUCAAUGACCACUGGCGCCCAGAAUCCGAACCCAUACAACAUGUAUGUCACUGAAGGGCACUACAUUCUUGGUGACCCUAUCAUUCAGUUGCACCAACGGGAUUUAGAUCCCCAUGAAGUGCCUGACCUUACUAAACGCAACCUGGUCUCCCUCUUAAUGAACCUAGCUUGCUGGGUCUCCGCGAAGUGGUGCUCCGAGCGCAAUAUUCCAGUCGUUUAUGAUGGAACAUACUAUCACCCAGAAUACACCAGCCUGACAAACGAGAACCUUACACGUUAUGGCGGACAGAACUGGUUACACCUGGCCGCGCCUAAGGGCAUGUCCUCGUCUAACCCAGUUCAUCAUGUGCCUUUAGGGCUUGACGCAUAUGUGAAAUCCACAAGUCCGCUACGACGAUAUGCUGAUGUUUUAGCGCACUAUCAGAUAGAAGCUGCUAUACGGUUUGAGCAUGAGAAUGGUCGUCGCUUCGAUGCGAAGUCGGAUGGCCAUUCGCUUCCUUUCUCGAGGGACUAUGUGGAUAGGUAUAUCAUACAAUCCCGCUGGAAGCGUAACCGACUCCGGGAUGUCGAUCGAGCAUCCAAGCAGUUUUGGGCCUGCAUGCUCCUGUUUCGCGCUUUCUACUUCGCGGAAUGCACUUUGCCAGAGACCUUUAAGUGCCUAGUUCACAAGCCCUACAGCAGUAGUUCGCUUGUAGAGGCACAGUUGGGGCGGAGGUUUUCUGGUAUGAUAACAUCGCUCGGGGUUCGUUGUCAGAUCAUUACUCCUCCUGGGUUGACUGAUGUCGAUAUCCUUAGUGUGGUGGAAGCUAAGAUCUUAUCUGUGGAUAUCUCCCGCUUGAUGGUGGUCAUGGAAGCUACUCGGGUGAUCAAACCAUUUGAGCGGAUGCCACACCAGCAGUUCCCAUCCCAUGAGAGAACCCCUCUACUUCACCAUAACCGCCCACCGGCCACUGUCAAACUUCGACAAUAUCUGCGUACAGAAAUCACCACCCAAUGGACAGACCUAAUCCUCCUGUUUUCUUAUAUGAUCACGGGGCUUCUCGACAGCUCCGCAGUCUUUAUCUGGGGCUCUUUCGUAAGCAUGCAAACGGGUAACACGGUGUACCUUGGCCUUGGCCUCACCGGGCUCGACUCUGGGGACCGAUGGAUAAAAUCCGCUAUUUCAAUCGGGUCGUUCUGCUUGGGGUCGUUCUGUUUUGGGACCUUUUACCGGUUGUGCUAUCCGCGUUCUCGAUGGGCCCUCUCUUUGUCAUUUACGCUGCAGCUGAUCUGCGUUGCGAUUGCAGCGAGCAUUGCCACGGUUAAACAACACCACAAGGCAGAUAACCUUACUUGGACUACCGCCGUGCCAUUGGCAUUGGUGGCAUUCCAGAGCAGUGGCCAAGCAGUGACUAGUCGGGUGCUGAAUAUGAGUGGACUGAAUACUGUGGUGCUCACCAGUGUGUACUGUGAUUUAUUCUCGGCACCGGCGAUGCUGGCACUGCCUCGCAUGGAGGGAUGGAGGAGACUGGGGGCUGUGGGAGGCCUACUAGUGGGAACGAUGCUGGGUGGAUUGUGGGCAAAGAGUGAUAUUGGGCUGCCGGGAGCGUUGUGGAUGGCAGCAGCGUGCAAAGGGAUAAUUGUUGUUACUUGGCUAGCAUGGAAAGGCAAAUGA
This is a messenger RNA of Aspergillus tanneri, 3666 nucleotides long. RefSeq names its product exoribonuclease II. The coding region runs from base 1 to 3666 and encodes 1221 amino acids. The transcript is spliced from 5 exons. Lineage: Eukaryota; Fungi; Ascomycota; Eurotiomycetes; Eurotiales; Aspergillaceae. The record is from RefSeq and is a predicted model, not a curated record. Gene Ontology annotation, molecular function: RNA binding; RNA nuclease activity.